GCGUACCGAAGCUAGAUUUAUUUUAAACCAAACGUCACAACUGCCCUGAGCUAACCCAGAACAACAAAGUCCGGCCGAAUUCUAGCUUGAAAAGUUGCAACACCAUAUGGAUCGCAGCACACUCCCGACAUGACCAGCAGCCUCAAGACGGGCCCGUCGACGACGGCGCUGGGGCUGCAGGCCCUGGCCGUGCCCGGCGUGUGCCUGCUCAUCGGCUUCCUCGGCUAUGUCUCGCAGCUGCUCUUCUACACGGCUCCCGACCUCGCCCCGGGCCCCCUGACAACGCCCGAGUCCGUCGUCUUCAACCUCCUCCUGGCUUGUCUGUGGUGGACCUACUACAAGGCGUGCACCGUCGAGCCGGGCCGCUAUCCCCCUCCAAAUCCGCAUGAUCCGACUCCUUCCGCCGAAUCCGAAAAAUAUCGUCCUACCUCGACGGCGACGACGACGACGACCACCACCACCACCGCCACAGAAACAACAACUACUAUUACCACUACCCUCCGAUGGUGCAAGAAAUGCCGCGCCCCAAAGCCCCUGCGCGCCCACCACUGCCGCCACUGCGGGCGCUGCAUCCCCAAGAUGGACCACCACUGCCCGUGGACGGGCAACUGCGUGUCGAUGCAGACCUUCCCGUACUUCCUGCGCUUCCUCGUCUUCACGAACCUGUCGCUGUGGGUGCUUGGCAGCUUCGUGUGGGAGCGCAUGGCCAUGAUCUGGUCCGACCGCCACCUGCCGGCCUACUUGGGGCCGACGCUGCCGCACCUGGUCCUACUAACGGCCGUCUCGCUCGUCGGCAGCGGCACCGCCAUUGCCCUGGGCCUGCUGCUCUUCACCACCGCCCGCGGCUGGAUCCUCAACGCCACCAUGAUCGAGGACUGGGAGGUGGAGCGCCACGAGGCCGUGCUGGCCCGCCAGCAGCGCCACGACCGCGAAGACGACUCGGAAUCUGACGAUUACGACGACAACGACGGCAAACCCCGCUCCCGCCGCCAGGCGUUCUGGCAGGACACGGACCCCAUCAUCCCGCGCGUCGAGUACCCCUACGACAUCGGCGUGUUCGCCAACAUGGCGCAGGGCAUGGGCACGCGCAACGCGCUGAAGUGGUUCCUGCCGUGGGCCGGCGGGCCCGUCGUCGACGCCUCGGGCCGCGGCUGGGGCUGGGAGUGGGAGGAGAACAGGUUCAACUCGCGCGCAGGCAUGUGGCCGCCGCCGGACCCGGAGAAGCUGCGCCGGAACGCGCGGGGGGCGUGGCCGGCGGCCGAAAAAUACGCCGCAGCAGUAGCAGCGGCAUCAUCAACAGCUCUGAGCGGCGAGGAGACCAAGGCGGCGUUCGCGGCGCGCCAGCAGGCGGACCUGAUACGGCGGGGCCACCAGCGGCCGGCGCCGGCGGGGCCGAUUCACGGUGAGGACAACGACGACAUCAUGGCCGAGCUCGAGGAGCAGCCCGACAACGACGAAGACUACGACGACUACGAUAGUGACGGCGGAGACGGAGGAGCGGGACAGGCGUGGAAAGACUCUGAAUCCAACACGCUGUGGGACUACGGUGUUGACGAGGAUGCCGAAGAGGACGACGCGCGGCCGUUCGCUGCUAGACUCCAGAAAGUAGAAGAAGAGCCACGAGUCAUUGAACUCGACGAUGACGACGACGACGACGACGAAGUUCCCCUCGCCGAGCUGAUACGCCGGAGAAAAGUCCGGACCACGGACGGCGGGGAGGACUAGGGAGACAGACAGAAGCCCCUUGUAGUGUUCAUAGCUACCUCGGGUACGCAGAAAUGUACGGAAUAUAGAUAAUGCCAAUCGCCUAAAACAAAGAA
This is a messenger RNA of Lasiosphaeria miniovina, 1820 nucleotides long. RefSeq names its product DHHC palmitoyltransferase-domain-containing protein. Bases 130 to 1725 code for a protein of 531 amino acids. Gene Ontology annotation, molecular function: protein-cysteine S-palmitoyltransferase activity. The record is from RefSeq and is a predicted model, not a curated record. Gene Ontology annotation, cellular component: endoplasmic reticulum membrane; Golgi apparatus. Lineage: Eukaryota; Fungi; Ascomycota; Sordariomycetes; Sordariales; Lasiosphaeriaceae. Gene Ontology annotation, biological process: protein palmitoylation. The transcript has a single exon.